UUGGCUCUUGGCCAGUACCCAGAGGAGCACUUCAACGAGAUACCACCCUGCACGAUGAUUCAGAAAUUCCAGACGGAGCUGAAGGUCUUCAGCGAGACCGUCAAUGCCAGAAACUCUGGACUACCAGUGCCAUACACCUACAUGGACCCUGCUUUGGUGGAGAACAGCGUGGCCAUUUAGAUAAGCCAAAGUCCUAGACCAGGGUCCAGUUCAUUAGGAACUAAUUGGAAGAAAACUGAGGAACUACCUUAUUUUUGUUGUCCUUUGUUUAGCGCUUAAAAACAUUUCGCAUUGCGCCCUGAUGAACACGACCCAAUGAUUCUGGAGGCAUGCAAUUGUAAACAUUCUAAAAUCUACAAAAUGUAUUGAGUAUGUCAAUUUUUGGAGCUUUGCUAAACUAAUGUCCCACUUCAAUCAGAUAAAGGGAAAUUGCACUAUGGGUUCAGUCAGAAUGUUAUUGCUGUAUCACGAGUGUUAACUGUGUUAAACCAACACCCACCGCCACAUGGUGUCCCCCUCACAGGCAAAGAACUUGUUGAUGUUAUUAUUACAUUUGUAUGUGUUAAUAUCUGUUAAUAAAUACAGUGUCUUUCUUACAGAUUCAUUUCUGGUGUCAUAUAACUACGGACUACAGGGACUCCUGGUGAAAAUGAGUUCUCCUGCUAAAUGACGUGACACUGAAAUGUUGAUUAAUAGUAAAGAAGUGUCAGAAUAAUAUGAGAGAACAAUAGGUGUGACUCUCAUUUUCAAUUAAAAGCUAAUAAUUUUCUAUCUCCAGUCUUCUUGUGAUAUUUGCCACAUCUCAUUUUGGUUGAAGCCUUGUCUACCUCAUGUAUUAAUUAAAAAUACAUGUAUAAAAUGA
Oncorhynchus tshawytscha (Chinook salmon) is the source of this 862-nucleotide messenger RNA. RefSeq names its product polyunsaturated fatty acid lipoxygenase ALOX15B-like. Gene Ontology annotation, biological process: lipid oxidation; linoleic acid metabolic process. The record is from RefSeq and is a predicted model, not a curated record. Gene Ontology annotation, molecular function: oxidoreductase activity, acting on single donors with incorporation of molecular oxygen, incorporation of two atoms of oxygen; metal ion binding. NCBI's taxonomy places the organism in Eukaryota, Metazoa, Chordata, Actinopteri, Salmoniformes, Salmonidae.